Rosa rugosa (rugosa rose) is the source of this 4729-nucleotide messenger RNA. RefSeq names its product increased DNA methylation 1. Lineage: Eukaryota; Viridiplantae; Streptophyta; Magnoliopsida; Rosales; Rosaceae. The record is from RefSeq and is a predicted model, not a curated record. The transcript has 10 exons. Gene Ontology annotation, molecular function: acyltransferase activity, transferring groups other than amino-acyl groups. The coding region runs from base 681 to 4655 and encodes 1324 amino acids.
CAAGAACACCACCCCAAAAAUGUUCCCAUAAUGCGGUGACAAAUAUUAUAAACCCUUCGAAAGGGGUUUAUGCGCGGCUCAAAAAACCACAAGCAGACAAAGCAUAGUGGCUUUUAUAGAAGAAGAAAAGAAGGAAAGCCAAAAGGGCAGAAAUGAGAAGAUGAGCUCACACUCACUCACAUGGGAGUUGUAAAGAGUAAGGAGAGAGAUAGAAGGCAGAGAUUACAUGGCAUCUGUUGCAGUUGGGAGCGCUUUCCGGGGUUCCCAAAAAGGCUUCAUUUUUUGAUUGCUGGUGGAGUUGCCACAACUGAUGUGUGGAACCUGACCCAUUUCACUGCUCUAUCUCUUUCCCUAAUCUGAACCAGACCCAUUUGUUUUUCUUGCCUCAAUUUCAAAACCCUAGUCCCAGAUUGUGCUCUGGUCGUCUCUGCAUGUCGAUUUUGGGAAAUGCAAUGCAAUGAUCUUGUCUCAGUAAUUUACACCUUUUUUGGUCCAGGAUGGAUGUAGCUCUUAAUCGGUCAAUGUAUUUAUCAUUGGAAGUAUUGAGGAUUCUAUGAUGACGGUUUUAGGGGUUCUGUGGCAAUUAUUGAAUCAUUUCCUAUACUUCGCUCUUCAGUAAUGAUGAGAUAAGGAAUGAUAAGGAAGAGACUGUGGAUAAAGUGGUGUUACAGUUACUAGAGAUGUUUCUCAGCAAAGAAAUUGAGGAUCUGCAUGAUGAUGACUUUGAGGGAUCCAAAACUGAGCACUGUAUAUUCACAGAGGUUUUCUUUGGUGGUGACGGUGCUAGCACGAGUAAGAGAUGUCUUGUAACUGGAGUGAUUAACUUUGAAUGUGAGUCAAGUAAGACCACAGAUACAUCACUCUCUUCAAACAGUGAAAACUCAAUUGUAACGAAUCAGUCAAAGGAGUUUUAUAAUGCUACUGAGGAAUCUAGAGAAAUUUUUGGACCAGGGUUUUUCCCGGACAGAUCCGCUUGGCUAGAUACGAAUGGCGAAGAUGUGAGUGCUAAGAGAAUGAAGUUUUCAGUUGAUGAACUUCCUAGUGCAAAACCUGGUUUAGGAAAGGUAAUAGAUUUGUCCAUAGUUUCAAAAGAAAUGGUUUCUGGCUUGUCUGGUACUACAGACUCCAUUACUGAAACACUGACAUUUCGUUUGGUCGAAUCUUCGAGUGAGGGAGUUACAUCUAGUUGCUAUCUGUUAAAGCAGCCUGCAAAACUUGACGGAGGGGCCAUAGUAGGUGACUCUGAUGUUUCAAAGUGCAGAUUACCAACUUCUGAUGGGAAUGAUGGAAAGGAACUAUGUGCAAGUAAAGCUGUUGCUUCACCUGUUUCCCAGGAGAGCUUCUCAACCAUGCUUUUGGCUACAGGUUCCCCUGUCACUCUAUUGGAUAAGUUGGGAACUCCUCUAGGUGCUGAGGGAAAACCCGAGGGGUUGGAUAGAUCUGCUAUUGCCUUCAAGAAAGACUCUAGUAAGGAUCCUCGUCCGCUUCUCCAGUAUGAUGUCAAUCGCUUACUUGAAGCUGCAGGAUGGCAUAUUCAGAGGCGGAAAAGACCUAGUAGAGCUUAUUUGGAGUCUGUUUAUGUAACACCAAAAGGAAGGUUAAUUCGUGACUUCCCCAAAGCUUGGCGGUUGUGUGGUGAACUUUUGUUUGCAGAUGGGUGCAGUUCGCUGCAGAGAGAUGAUGCAAAGGAAUGGUCCGAUAUUAAUCAGUUUUGGUCAGAUCUAUCUGGUGCUUUAGUAAAUUUUGAGAAAGAGAUGAAUCAACCAGAACCGACUACUGAAUUGGCUUAUUGGUGGAGGCUCUUAGAUCCCUUUGUGAUUGUUGUGUUUAUUGAGAGAAAGAUUCUUGCUCUGAGAAAAGGAGAGACUGUUAAAGCAACUCAAAGUUUAGCUAUUAAUACUAAUCAUAAGGUUUUGGCCUUGACUAAUGCGAAUAGUAUCAAAAAUCAUCUGGAGAAGGAAGAUGUUUCUGCUCCCCUCUGUUAUACAACUCUGGCAGGAGGGAGUGGAUCGGCAGUUUCUGAGGGGAAUCUUGUGGAAGAUGUAUCGGUGGUUUGUUCUGAGGAAAGAGAUGAACUGCUGGGAGGCAUGGCUUACGAUAAGCUGGGAGAUAAUCUGCAGGGGUCUCUGCAGUACCAAAUAAAAUGCGCAAGUAGUGUUGUUUUGAAAAAGAAAAUAAGAAGGAAGUGUAAAAAGAUUUCUGAAAUGGAACCAAGCUCCACUUCUAGUAAUAAUAUUGGUUUGCAAUGCAUUGAUGUCAGUGGUAACCAGUCAAAGUUGAAAGAGGUCGAUGGUGACCUUGCAGGCAAUAUAAGAAGUAAAGGAAGUUGCAAGAAGUCCUCAUCUCUCAACUCCUCCCAGCAUGUGGUUGGUGAAAAAAGCCCAGAGUCUAUGAAAAAUGUUCGUGAAUAUGAUUAUUUUAAAACUGGAAAGAAGAAACCAUCUAGAUGUGAAAUCAAAGAUGACGACUUACUGGUUUCAGCUAUCAUAAAGAACACAGAUUUUAGUGCAAGUCCUGGUCGAUGUUCUUCUAGAAAGAAAGGCCGCAAAUCUAGAGCUCAUAGGAAGCAUAAAAGUCAAAAGAGCCAUUGCAAGUUGCUUCUUAGAAGCCUGGGUAGUGUAGGAGUAAAAACAGUUCUGUCUUGGAUGCUUGAUGCUGGGGUCAUAUUUCUGGAUGAUGUGAUCCAGUAUCGGAAUACUAAGGAUGGUUCUGUUAUUAAAGAUGGUCUAGUUACCAGGGAUGGUAUUUUUUGCAAGUGUUGCAGAGAAGUACUUACAGUUUCUGAGUUCAAGAUUCAUGGUGGGUUCAGACUAAACCGUCCAUGUUUAAAUCUUUUUCUGGAAUCUGGUAAGGCCUUCUCCUUAUGCCAGCUUCAAGCCUGGUCAGCUGAAUACAAGUCCAGGAAACGGCGGACUCAAGUGGUGCGAGCUGAUGAAAAUGAUGAAAAUGAUGAUUCUUGCGGACUUUGUGGUGAAGGGGGCGAGCUGAUAUGCUGUGAUAACUGCCCCUCUACUUUUCAUCAGGCUUGUUUGUCUCUGCAGGAGCUUCCUGAAGGCAGCUGGUAUUGUCCAAAUUGCACCUGUUGGAUAUGUGGUCAUUUUGUUACCGACAAAGGGGCUUCAAGUGCUUCUGAUGGAUUUAAAUGUUCGCAGUGUGAGCAUAAAUAUCAUGAGGCUUGUCUUUCAGAAAAAUCCAUAAACGUACUGGAUUCUUGGUUCUGUGAAAGAAGCUGUCAAGAGGUUUACUCAGGUCUUCAGUCUCAUGUUGGCUACAUUAAUCAUGUUGUCGAUGGCUUUUCAUGGACACUUCUUAGAUGCAUUCGUGAUGACCAAAAAGUUCAUUCUGCCCAACGGUUAGCACUGAAAGCAGAAUGCAAUACAAGAUUAGCUGUUGCUCUUACUGUCAUGGAAGAAAGCUUUCUGUCUAUGGUGGAUCCUAGAACAGGCAUAGACAUGAUACCCCAAGUUUUGUACAGUUGGGGGUCUGAGUUUGCUCGUUUGAAUUUUCAAGGCUUCUACACUGCAGUCUUAGAGAAAGAUGAUGUGCUGAUAUCUGUAGCAUCCAUCAGGGUGCAUGGAACAACAGUUGCAGAGAUGCCACUUAUUGCAACUUGCAGUCGAUACCGUCGCCAGGGAAUGUGCCGACGCCUUCUGACUGCUAUUGAAGAGAUGCUGAUAUCUUUUAAGGUGGAAAAGCUUGUAAUAGCUGCCAUUCCAGAUUUGGUGGGGACAUGGACAGAGGGUUUUGGCUUUAUACCUGUAGAAGACAGAGAAAAGCAAAGCUUGAACAAGAUCAAUUUGAUGGUUUUUCCUGGAACGGUUUUACUCAAGAAGCCAUUAUGUGAAAAUAAAACAGCAUAUAGACAUCCUGGAACAUGUCAUACAUCAUCCUUGGAAACGGGAGGAGUGAGAAAAGAAUGUUGUUCUGAAGAAGAGCCCAUGGUUGAGUUUGUGCACUCUGAUGAUACUUGUGGAAACAAAACUGGUGCUGAAGCAGGAAUUGAAUUUGUAGAAGGUACUAAUUUAGAAGAAUGUGAUGAUGGUAGUAAAUUAUUUAUUACUGCUGAUACUGGACCAGUUGGUACAUCAGAAGAAGGCAAAAACAAAGCAACUGAGGUAGGUAUUCAAUCCAGAGACGCCAUUGUUGGGUUUGUACAGCAACAAGUUGUCCAUUGUUCUGCUAACAAAGCUGGUGCUGAAAUGGAAAUUAAAAGCAAGAAGUCAGUGGAAUCUGAAUCGUAUGCUGAAACUGGUAUUAAGGCUGUAAAGCAAUCGGAUGGGAUAUGUCAUGUGGACAUAGUUGCUGAUGCAGUUAGACUUGAAGUCGAGAAUUUCCAGGAAUUUGAAGCUGUAAAGCAAUCAAAAAUCUGUUGCCGGAUCGAAGUAGGCAAUGAAUCAGAAAUAAGGCAGAUGACUGGCAAGGAUUUGCUGGAAUCUGAAGUCGGCAGUGAACCAGAAGGUAGAGUUUUUGAAAGCAAUCUUAUGCAAGUGGGUGAAGCCAAAAUAAGUACUUUGCAGGAGCAAUUUUUAAAGCUGUCUUGUGAAGAACCAGCUUCAGCAGUAGAAAAUAGCAAGCCGGAAACGGUUACUAAUGUUGAAUCCUUGGAAAUGUAUGAUGAAACACAGCUUUCUUUGGAUGAUCAAUCGCAAAAAUGAUGCGAGGCGGAAAUAAAAAUGAGUUGAUUAGAAAAAUAUCCUGUGCUCAGAUCAGUGAUAUUUAUUUACUUUUA